AUGGCUUGCGAGGACAGCACGGCUUGCGAGGACAGCACGGCUUGCGAGGACAGCACGGCUUGCGAGGACAGCACGGCUUGCGAGGACAGCACAGCUUUCGAGGACAGCACAGCUUUCGAGAACAGCACAGCUUUCGAGGACAGCACAGCUUGCGAGGACAGCACAGCUUGCGAUGACAGCACAGCUUGCGAUGACAGCACAGCUUGUGAUGACAGCACAGCUUGCGAGGACAGCACAGCUUGCGAGAACAGCACAGCUUGCGAUGACAGCACAGCUUGCGAUGACAGCACAGCUUGUGAUGACAGCACAGCUUGUGAUGACAGCACAGCUUGCGAGGACAGCACAGCUUGCAAGGACAGCACGGCUUGCGAGGACAGCACAGCUUGCGAGGACAGCACAGCUUGCGAGGACAGCACAGCUUGCGAGGACAGCUCAACUUGA
Molecule: messenger RNA, 441 nt
Organism: Schistocerca cancellata (South American locust)
Lineage: Eukaryota; Metazoa; Arthropoda; Insecta; Orthoptera; Acrididae
Product: thermal hysteresis protein YL-1-like
Exons: 1
Coding region: 1-441 (146 amino acids)
Source: RefSeq, a predicted model, not a curated record